Messenger RNA from Striga asiatica, 1171 nucleotides. The record is from the annotation of a GenBank genome assembly. NCBI's taxonomy places the organism in Eukaryota, Viridiplantae, Streptophyta, Magnoliopsida, Lamiales, Orobanchaceae.
AUGAUUGCCAACGGCUUGAGCAAGGAUUAUCCGGCGGCGGCGGAUGCGGAGGGGAUCUGCCGCCUGCGGAGCGGGAUUUCGGAGAUCGACGGCGGCGGGGGCCGGAGAUCGAGGAUCCUCCGCCGCAGGAGGCUGAAGCUGCUGCGGAUGAAUUCCCUCUUGAGGGAGAAAUCCGCCGCGGACGGUUCCGUCGGGUCUAGGAAGAGGAGAUCCGAGAAUAAAUCGGCCGGGGACGGGCGAAUCGGCGGAUCCGGGUACGGGGUGGCGUCGCUGGUCGGGCGGCGGAAGGUGAUGGAGGACGCGUUGGCGGCGGAGCUUGGCUGCCUGAGGAGGGCCGGGCGGAGCUACGACUUCUACGGGGUGUACGACGGCCACGGUGGGCGGCGCGUGGCCGAGGCGUGCGCGGAGAUGAUNAGUGAAUGUGCGGUGGGGGAGGGCGGUGUCGGCGACGGGGUCGACGGCGGUGGUGGCGGUGGUGGGGGAGGAGGAGGUGGUGGUGGCGAACUGCGGGGACUCGAGGGCGGUGCUCUGCCGCGGCGGCGCCGCCGUGCAGCUGUCAGAGGAUCACAAGAUGAAGUGGAGAGAAUUGAAGGGUGUGGAGGGAUGGUGAUUAACUGGAAUGGAGCUAGGGUUAUAGGUGUUCUUGCUACUUCAAGAUCUAUAGGCGAUUACUACCUGAAGCCGUACGUGAUCCCAGACCCGGAGGUACAAGUUAUCAGCCGAACGAGCUCUGACGAGUUCUUGAUACUCGCUAGUGACGGGCUUUGGGACGUCAUUAGCAACGAGUUGGCGUGCCAAGUCGCAAAGCGGUGUUUGGCCGGUCGUGUGAUGAGGGAUUCCCUCUUCUCGAGGGCAGGCAAUGACGGUCGAGACAACCAUGAUGACAAGGACAUGCCGGAAGGUAAAAAGGUCGAAAACCGAUUUGAAGAGGCUGCAGCCGUGCUAGCUGAGCUGGCUAUCGCCAAAGGCAGUGGUGACAACGUAAGCGUUGUUGUGGUGGGUUUAAGGUAGAGGUCCAGCUCGAGCUCUUGAUAUAAAUGUUGUUUUGAGCAAAGAACAAUAUAUGUAACCACGGUUUUAAGAGAGAAUGUGUAAAUAUUUAUACGAGGAUUUAGAACUUGUUGAGCUUGCUUUACUCUUUUGAUUCUCUUUUGUUCUUUUUUUUUUCUCC